Messenger RNA from Macrosiphum euphorbiae (potato aphid), 1041 nucleotides. Lineage: Eukaryota; Metazoa; Arthropoda; Insecta; Hemiptera; Aphididae. The record is from the annotation of a GenBank genome assembly.
AUGACAUCACAUCCUAGUAAGUCUACAAAACGUAGAAGGUUUUUGGAAGACUUAGAGGUCACUAAUGUGUAUAUUGAAAAUCCAAAUCAGAAUUCUGUGCUUUUUGAUAAUAUUUUAGAAACUCAAAAUACUACAAGUGAAUUAAUUGUACCUGACAAUAGUGUUAUAAAUAUUAUAAGUGAUUUAAUUGAACCCAGUAGCCCUUUAAUUGAUGAAAGUAAAAAAGUUACAUAUGCAUCUUGUAAUACUUCUAGUACACUUGAAACUGUUGAAGAUGAUUUCAUAUUAAAUGUAAGUUCAACUGAUUCUGAUGAUGGAGAUGAAACUAUUUUGUCAGAAUAUUUUACUGAUGAUAGAGAUCCUAUUUUAAAAAUGUUAUGUCACUGGGCAGUUUCAUAUAACAUAACUAACGUAGCUCUUUCUGAUUUAUUAAAAACUUUGAAAAAACAUAAAUGUUUUAAUUUUUUUCCCGAGGAUGCUAGAACAGUUCUUAAAACCAACAAACAUAUUGACACUAAGCAAGUCCAAGUCAUUACACCAGGUAUAUAUUAUCAUUUUGGUACAAAAAUUGGUUUAAAAAGUUUGGGUGAUUGGUCCCAAUUUCAUGAUGAAACGAUAAAAAUUGUAAUUGGUAUCGAUGGCUUGCCAUUAACAAAGAGUUCCCAAAGUAGUUUUUGGCCUAUUUUAGGAUAUGUACGUAAUUUUCCUGGAAAACCUAAAAUAUUUUUAGUUGGUUUAUAUUGGGGUAAAGAAAAAGCAAAGGAUAGUAAUUUGUUUUUAAAAUACAUGGUCGAUGAAUUUAAGGAUCUAUAUAAAAUUGGUUUUAAAACCCCCCAUGGUACUAAAAAAGUAGUGAUAGAACUUUUUUGCUGCGAUGCCCCAGCAAAAAGCUAUAUUUUAAAAACUAAAGGGCACAGUGGUUUCUUUUCGUGUACUAGGUGUAAUGUUGAAGGAGUCUAUUUAGAUAAUAGGGUGUGUUUUCCAGAUAGAGAAUUUAUUAAAAAAACUCAUUUAGAUUUCAUCAAUCGUACACAUGAAUAA